AUGAGUGAUGAGGGAUUCUUGAUGAAUCUAUCUUUGCAUAUCAUUGUAGACAUUCUCUCAAUACUUCCAGCUGCAACUAUCAUAAGCUGCAAGUUUGUUUGCAAGAAAUGGCUUGGCCUAAUCUCUAUUCAUGAGUUUGGUAAGUCACAUCUUUCCAGAUCAAAUCUGGCCUCACUCUCUUCGAACACAAGGCAGUUGCAUCCCGGCGAGUUUGUCGACUAUUUGAAUUUGAAGAUAAUCUUGAACGUAGGUUCCACUUCCAUCAAUGGUUUAGUUUGCCAGUGCAACGUUUGUCGUGAAUACACUAUACAUAUGGUAUCCCAUGACAAGUAUGAAGUUGUCUAUGCUUGUGCGAGAAUACUUCAGAUUCUGAUUUGUGAUAUGGGUUAUGAAGGAAUAUGGAGUGAAGAAAUCAUGUAUCAAAGAAUUUUUUUUUUCAUUAGCAAGAUGCCAGAAUUUGCGGGGAUAUCAUAUGAAAUGGUUUAUGCUUUAAAAGUUUUUGAAAAUGGAGAUAUAUUGAUGUCAUGGGAGGACUACUUGUUUUUCUACAGGAAUCAGAGCAAAACUUUGCAACAAGUUGAAGUUGUUCCUAAUUAUUCCAUUCAGACCAUGCUUCAUGUCCCAAGUUUUGUUUCACUCAAGAAUUUUACAGAGAAUAUAAGGGUGUUCUGA
This is a messenger RNA of Fraxinus pennsylvanica, 672 nucleotides long. NCBI's taxonomy places the organism in Eukaryota, Viridiplantae, Streptophyta, Magnoliopsida, Lamiales, Oleaceae. The record is from the annotation of a GenBank genome assembly.